Molecule: messenger RNA, 994 nt
Organism: Suncus etruscus (white-toothed pygmy shrew)
Lineage: Eukaryota; Metazoa; Chordata; Mammalia; Eulipotyphla; Soricidae
Gene: ALKAL2
Product: ALK and LTK ligand 2
Exons: 5
Coding region: 1-450 (149 amino acids)
Biological process (GO): positive regulation of ERK5 cascade; positive regulation of ERK1 and ERK2 cascade
Molecular function (GO): receptor tyrosine kinase binding; receptor signaling protein tyrosine kinase activator activity
Source: RefSeq, a predicted model, not a curated record
AUGCGCGGACCCGCGCGGCCGCUCCUGCCGGCGCUGCUGCUGCUGCUGCUGCUGCUGCCGGGGGCGGCGCGGCCCGGCCAGGGGGUCUCCGAGCCCCGCGAGGCCGCCGACCGGCAGACGCUGCUGCGGCUCAUCGUGGGGAUCCUCCAGGAGCUCAGGCGGCAGCACUCGGGGGAGCCCAAGCGGCUGCAGCUGUUCGGCGCGCAGGAGCUGGGGGACUUGGCGGGGUCCCCCGAGGAGCAACGAGUCGAAAUUGUGCCUCGCGAUCUGAGGAUGAAGGACAAGUUUUUAAAGCAUCUUACGGGUCCUCUGUACUUCAGCCCCAAGUGCAGCAAACACUUCCACAGACUCUACCACAACACCCGCGACUGCACCGUCCCGGCAUACUACAAGAGGUGUGCCCGACUUCUGACCCGGCUGGCUGUCAGCCCCAUGUGCAUGGAAGGAUGAGACUGUAGAGCCAGUGACGAUUCCCUACAAGUAAUGCCUUCUAUUUUGGGACACGGAAGCACUCGUGCACGGAGCUCCCUACUCUGCCAGUCCUGAUGCCUCAGAACUUUCAUUGUAGGCCUUGCUGAGUGGAUGCUGCAUUGGUGGCAGAGUGGAGUCCUUACCUGUUCCAGCAGCAGUGGCAAAGCAGAGCUGCUCCCAGAUUUUGACCUUGAAAAGUGCCUUGGAACCUAGUGGGAGGCCCCUGCUGCCUCCACAGACGCGCCCUGGAUGAACAAGAGAUUUAUUUUUGCAGACUCGAUUCCCUGACUGAGUGCAGCAUUCUGACACUGUGUGCAAAUAUGAAUCUAUUCAGUGGACUUGAUCCACACACUGCCCUGCUCCAUGUGACUCGGGUAGUGCUUGGGGUCCUCAGCAGGAGAAACUAAGUAUUUCUUUAGAAACAUAAGCAGAAUCAACUAUAUUUUCAUAGAUCAUAUGGUAUGGUUUAAUAUUUUAUUACUUUACAAUUAAGUUUCCAAAGUAUUAUUUGGAAUUGCAUGAA